AUGCAUCUCUACGACAUUCUCCCGCUCACUCUCCUCACUUUUUUCACAUCCGCCGAGCUCAUCAGGAUAUCACGGCGGAAUGAAGAUUUGACAGUCAGCCCGCGGGCACGCCCCGACGGGCCCGGCGGGGGCUAUGCGCCGGCCGAAGUGCCGUGCCCAGACGAAAGGCCCACCGUCCGCUUCGCCAACGAGCUUUCUCAGAGCGAGAUAGACUGGCUUGCAAAACGCCGCCCACUCACCGUCGACCCAAUGAUCGACUUCUUGAAGCGGGCCAACAUCGACGGUUUCGAUGCGGAAGACUACAUCAGGAAGGUGGCUUCGAAUGUCAAGGACCUGCCCAACAUUGGCAUCGCUGUGUCCGGAGGCGGCUACCGUGCCCUGAUGAACGGCGCCGGGUUCGUCGCUGCUGCUGACAGUCGCACCCCGGGCACCACGGGCACCGGCGGCAUUGGCGGACUUCUCCAGUCAAGUACGUACCUGGCCGGCCUGUCAGGCGGUGGCUGGCUGGUCAGCAGUAUCUAUGCCAACAAUUUUUCGACUGUCGAGACGCUGCGGAAUGGGAGGAAGGACAGCAGCAUUUGGAACUUUGCAGACUCCAUCUUUGUCGGCCCAAACUUGCCCGGCGUCUUCGACACGGCUAGGUAUUGGGCCGACGUCGCCGGCCAGGUGAGCGACAAGCGGGACGCCGACUUCGAGACGUCCAUCACGGAUUAUUGGGGCAGAGCGCUGUCUUACCAGCUGAUCGACGCACCUGACGGCGGUCCGUCAUACACCUUUUCCAGCAUCGCCGACGACGACGACUUCUCGAAUGGUCGCGCCCCGUUCCCCAUCUUGCUCGCGGAUAGUAGAUACCCCGGUGAGAGGAUCAUCUCGCUGAACGCGACCGUCUUCGAGUUCAACCCCUUCGAGAUGGGCUCGUGGGACCCGACCACCUUCGGCUUCGUCCCGAUCAGGUACCUCGCCUCCAAUUUUUCCGGCGGCGUCGUCCCGUCCGGUGGCCGGUGCAUCCGCGGCUUUGAUUCGAUCAGUUACAUUUUCGGCACCAGCAGCUCCCUCUUCAACGCCUUUUUGCUGCAAAACAUCAGCUCGAUCGACGGUGUCCCCGACUUCCUGCUCCAGGCCGCCGUGGGCGUCCUCGAAAGCCUGGACGACUCCAACAAUGACAUUGCUCAAUACGUACCCAACCCCUUCUUGGGCUGGAACAACGGCACCAACCCAACCUCCGACACCAUCGCGCUCGACUUGGUCGACGGCGGCAUGGAUCUGCAAAACAUUCCCCUGCACCCUCUCCUCCAGCCGCUCCGCGCCGUCGACGUCAUCUUCGCCGUAGACUCCUCGGCCGACACCAUCUACUCCUGGCCCAACGGCACCGCCCUCCGCGCCACCUACGACCGCUCCCUAUCCCCCAUCGCAAACGGCACCCAAUUCCCCCCUGUCCCCGACGACAAGACAUUCCUCGCGCUCGGCCUCAACAGCCGGCCGACCUUCUUCGGCUGCGACGCAGCCAACUUCUCCUCCUCAUCCUCCUCCUCCCCGCCUCCGCUGGUCGUCUACCUGCCUAAUGCGCCCUACACGGCCUUCUCCAACGUGACGACCUUCACCCCGUCCUACCCGGACAACCAGCGCGACGCCAUCAUCCGCAACGGCCUCGACGCCGCCACCCAGGGAAACGGCACGCUCGACGGCCAAUGGCUCACUUGCGUCGCGUGCGCCGUGCUGAGCCGUAGCUGGACGAGGACGGGCACGGCCGUGCCGGCCGCGUGCGAGGCUUGCUUUGAGAGGUACUGCUGGAACGGGACGACAGCGGGCGCCAGCGCUGCGGUGGUAGGAGGGGGCGGCGGGGCCGAGUACAGUCCUACGUUGAAGAUUGGGGGUGGGGAUGGGAGCUCGGGCGAGUCUGGUGCGUCGGGCAGUGUUAGGGUGGCGGUGGGCAGGUCGGGGCGGGCGCUGGCUGUAGGGUUGGUGGCCGCGCUGAUGGUCUUGUGA
Messenger RNA from Parathielavia appendiculata, 1986 nucleotides. RefSeq lists its product as uncharacterized. NCBI's taxonomy places the organism in Eukaryota, Fungi, Ascomycota, Sordariomycetes, Sordariales, Chaetomiaceae. The transcript has a single exon. The record is from RefSeq and is a predicted model, not a curated record. Gene Ontology annotation, molecular function: A2-type glycerophospholipase activity. Gene Ontology annotation, biological process: glycerophospholipid catabolic process. Gene Ontology annotation, cellular component: intracellular membrane-bounded organelle; cytosol. Bases 1 to 1986 code for a protein of 661 amino acids.